This is a messenger RNA of Tilletiaria anomala UBC 951, 5157 nucleotides long. RefSeq lists its product as uncharacterized. The transcript is spliced from 5 exons. Bases 351 to 5045 code for a protein of 1564 amino acids. Gene Ontology annotation, biological process: nuclear division. Gene Ontology annotation, molecular function: mRNA binding. Gene Ontology annotation, cellular component: nucleus; cytoplasm. The record is from RefSeq and is a predicted model, not a curated record. NCBI's taxonomy places the organism in Eukaryota, Fungi, Basidiomycota, Exobasidiomycetes, Georgefischeriales, Tilletiariaceae.
AAUCAGCACUGCGAAUGGGCAUCGACGUGGCUCGCAGCUGGCUCUUUGCGAAAUUCUUCGCUUUCAGGACCCACAAAAGCCAUCUGCACAGUCGUCGUCUUCCUCAGCGCGAGCAGUCUCGACGAGUAAACGCGCCGCUGUGCAGCAGCUUUGUCCACGUUGGCUAACACACUCUCUGCCAAUGCAAGUAGGAGUGUCAUACCAGAAGCCAAAGAAGAUACCCUGCAUCGGUUCGACAAUCGUCGCUCGAAAAGGAGACGGGGGUCGAGAGGAAAAGAAGGAAGAGCUAAGUGAAGAGAGACGGCUCAAAGUCACAUACACACGCUACGCACAGCUUGCUUCCUCUCAAGAUGGAUGUCUACUGCCUAGCUUUCACAUUCCCCAAGGCCGGUGGGCCGUUUGACGUCCCCAUAGAUGGUAGCUCAAACAUUACCCUGCCCGGGCCUGGCUCCGCCUCGACAGUAGGUGAUGGGCAUGCAUCUCAGCAGAUGUCAGCGGCGCCGACGCCGACGACAUCUGUUGCUGCUGCGAUGGGGAUGGGCUUCGACCUGCAACAGCUGAAUCACCCUUCAUUGAACGCUGCACGAGAACUUGUCGGGUCGCACGCUCAAAGCCAAGAGCCUGCCAACAUGCCCGCAACAGCAGCUGGCGCUGAGGACGAUAAAUCUUCAGCUGCACGUGCGCAGCAGCAGGGCCACCAGCAGCCUCCAUCAUCGGCCUCAAGACAGCAACAGCCUCGCAAGGAUUCUGCUGCAUCCACAUCAGGCAACCGCGCAACUAGCGCCCUCGGCAACGGCUUCAGUUCCAUGCGUUCUAGGUUCCCGCCGAGCGUCAAGGCUUUUAUGCCGAGCGCGUUCGGCGGGAGCAAGCGCACGAACGACCGGAUCCUCGAGGGCGUCACUUCGGCUGGCGAGCGGUCUGCUGAAGGCGAGGGCGAAUGCGAGCAAAAUGCCACUGCAGCUGCUCCUGCGCAGGAGCAGGCGGCUGCAGCAGAGGGCAACAGCAAGCCACCCGCACCUGCCAACGGCGAAGCAGCGCCGUCUCCCUUCUCAGCGGCGCACCUGAUGUCCGGAGCAUCCGGUGAAGACGAAAGGGUCGAUCGGUCUUCGGCCCCACCUGGACUCGAUAAGGCAGUGGGUGGCGCUUCCUCUCUGCGCGACUCAUCUCCACCCGGUGGCCCAGCCUUCAGCCGGGUUCCCGGUGCCGGUGCCGUUUCGGGCUACAACAACCGGGACAGUCGCUCGACUGUCGGCACUGGCGGCCGCCUGUCGUUCGACCAGACCUCUUCCUCCACAUCCUUUUCCACCGACAGCGUCACUAACUUUGGCCAAUUCGGCUCUGGCGCUGGUAGCGUCGGUGGAAGCAGGAGCCGAAGGCACUACAGCUCUGAGCCGACCAGCGUUUCUCACUCGGCAGCUAAUUCGCUGUCCGUGCCAGGCGGACCUGGGUUCUCUUCAUCAGCAGCAACAGCGGCGGUAGGAACUUGGGCAGGGGCAAACAAAAGCGGUCCGUCAGAUCUUGAAGAUUCGAUUUUCCGCCUGGCUAGCGAUGUCAUGAGCACCCAUCAAUGUCUCGUGUCCGUCACUGAUGUGCAGCCCGAGCCUCAAGCAAACGUGCAAGGCAGCAGCCCAGCGAUAGUGUCGACAUCCGGCUCGCUCUACACGCCGAGUCAUAAAAACCAUCUCUCUUCCUCUUCGGUCUUAUCAGCAUCCAUGCCCUCUCUCCUCCCUUUCCCCUCUUCCACGACCCCUUCGCAAGGCUCUGCGCCCCUUCCGCACCCGAGCAUGGGUUCCGGCGGCUCCAGCUCCAGACCCAGCGCGGGCUACCCGUACCAGCACCAUCAGAUCCAGCCAAUCAUGCUGAGCGAUGCGAAGCUCGGCUCUAGCAGCGCCAGCAUCGGCCCCGUAGGCGGCGCCUCCGCCUCCGCUCCGCGAGGCAGUCCCUUCCCCAGCGGGUUUGGGCUCACGCUUUCCGGGCCGGGCAGCGCCAGCAACCUCUCUCUUGCCUCGUCCUUGACUGGACAGUCACCUUCUUUUGGCGGUAAUACGUACCAGAAUGGCGUCUUUGGUUACAGCCCUGCAGCAGCAACUGGAACUGGCGCUGCAGCAUCUGGCAACGUCGGUAAUGGCAAUGGCAAUGCCCAAAAUGCAGCUGGUGCUCAAGCCUCAGGAGCUGCCGCUGCCGUCGCGCCGAAGUACUGCUUCUUUCUCUCUGGUGGCUACCAACAGGUCAUGGCUGCACGCGGUGCGGUGCUGCGCGACCAUCCAUUCCAGACGCAAUCGCGCGCCAAGGUCCCCAUGGCGGAGCUUCUUGACACGGUAUCCGCCGCAGCGACCCUUCCAGGUGGGCCAUCCAAAUCUAACGGCGCUGACGCAAGCAAUGGUGCUGCGAGCGGGGGUACGAUCGAAGUGCUCAAGCCGGAGGUGCGCAAGCGGCUGGAUGAAAUUGCCGCUCUGACGCACGCGCAUAUCGCCAUCGUAAGCCAUGAGAGCCGAGGUGUCGAGUUGGGAUACGGUCUAGAGACGGAGAGGAACGUUGAGCUAGUGAUCACUGGCUCAGUGGAGAGCAUUGAAUUGGCGCGGGUGCGGCUUUUGGUUUUCCUCGACGAGCUCAACGGCCUACACUCUGAAGCAUGCGAGCUGGACUACAAGCUUCACAAUAUCAUUGGCGGGAGAAAGCGUUGCGUGAUCCAGACCAUCCAGGAAGAGACGGCCGCCAACAUCUACUUCCCGUCCUGUUUCUCGGGCGUUCUCGGACCGUCGGCGAAUGGUGAUCUGCUCGCGCAACAAAACACGGUGUACAUCACCGGAGAGUACUUUAGCGUGCAGCGUGCGCGCGACAUGCUCUUCCAAGUCUCGCUGCACAAGAGCAAGUGCAUCAUCUCGCGCGACACGGCCAUUCUGCCGCGCAAGCUUGACUGGCUGCUCACGGAGAGGAUGGACGAACUAAAGACGAUCGUAACGGACAACGGCACGUUCAUCAGUUUCCCGCCCUUGGGCAUGCAGUCAAGCUUGAUCACCGUCUUUGGGGACAAUCGCGUAUCCAUCGAGCGCACCAUCCGCUCCGUCAUGGCCCUCGUUUCGCAGUACUACGUCGCUUCCAUCUGGCUGAUCCCAACAGGCUUUGACGUCUUCAUGGCUCAGCAGAUGCUCAAUGUGGCGCAGGUGACUCCUGCACUCAAGCAUAUCAGCACCACCUCUGGUGCCGAGCUAGUCUUCAAGUCAAACUGCUUCGAGGUGCACGGCUUGGAGGGCGAAGUCCGAUCCGCCGUUGCACAGCUGCUUGACCUGGACCUCGUCAAGCCGUUCAACUUUGAGGUGCGCUUCCAGAUCGAGCUUGCCAGCGAGCACCGUGAUUUUAUCAGCGGCAAGAAAAACGGUAAGAUCAACAAGAUCAUGAAGCAGUGUAAUGCUAGGAUCAAGUUCGAGACCUUCAACGAGUACAACUUCCUCAUCGACGUGUCUGGCAACGACCGCACGAGCGCACUGCAAGGGCUCAGCUUCUUGCAGGAGGAGCUGCCUGCAGAAAUCUCCUUCCACGUUCCAGAGGCGUACCACAAACGCAUUAUUGGUGUCGGCGGCAAGAACAUCCAGCGCAUUAUGAAAAAGUACGGCGUCUAUGUCAAAUUCUCGAACGCUGAAGAAUUUGCGGCACUGGGCGGCUACUUUGACAACGAGGACAAUGUCGUCGCGAGGACGCCAGCGAAGAACGCAAUCAAUCUGGAGCACCUCAAGCAAUCAGUCAUGGAGAUGGUCAGCCCCAAAGACAAAGACUACACGCUCGAGACGAUCCCGAUCGCACGUCGUUACCAUCGCACACUUUUGGGGGAGAAGGGCGUUUUCUUGCGCGACAUUGAGAGCAAGACAAGCACUGCCAUCCGCUUCCCGCCGUGCGAAACCGCAUCGGACCUUGUAUCCAUCUUCGGACCCGAAUCGCAGCUGCACAUCGCGGCGCAGAUGCUACUAGAGCACGUCCCAUUCGAGGCCGAAUUCCGCACUCCGUCGUCACACAACUUGGCGCCAGUUAUCAGCUCGCCAGAGUUCUCUGUCUUGCUGGAGCACAUCAGGCAGGAGCUUAACAUUCGCAUCGUCCCUGUGGCACCCCGCCCAGGCAGUGAAGAGGGCAUUUUCAAGCUGCGUUUGAACCGGUCAAACUGCGACUACCUGCCGGCGGCGAGAGAUCUUCUUGAGGACUUUUUAAUCAGCCGCAAUGUCUCGGUCUAUGCCACUGCGCUCGAGUCACGGGCACGCUCCGACUCGUUCGCAUCUUCCCUUCCGCAUUUUGCUACCAAGCUCAUUGCGCCAGCUGCCGCUGAGUCUGUCGAGUCCUUCCAGGAGGCGGCUCGCAACCAUGAGCGGCGCUUGCGGGCUGCCGCUUCCACACCCGACGUCAAGGCGCUCUUCGAUGAUCCGCGGCCAACACACCACGUGCACAGCUCAAGUCAGCAGAUUCAAAGGCCCGCUUUCAGCAGCUCUUCUGCUCAUCCGUCGCCGUACCUUGACCGGGUCACCGGGUUCGGCAGUGAGGUUUGGGGUCCUCCGACACCUAUGACGUCGCAGUCGAUCGCACCUACGCCGAAUACUGCCGUCGGAUCGAACGGCGUGCAAUUCCCCCACCACCAUCCUUUCAGCAACGCCGAGAUGGCCCACCGCAGGGUCCCUUCUAGCGCCAGUUUCAACCAGGUGCGCGCCUCGGACGCUUCGCACUUUGGCUGGCCAAAGCAGGGCAGCGAAGGCGCACAGAUGUAUGAGGACCGAAUCGCGUCGCUCCGCAAGCCUCGCACCUUUAGCAACCGUGCGCAGUCACUGGACAUUGGAGCGUUGACGGCGCAACAAGCGCAAGCGGCAUCUGUGCUGCGCCCGUACGGUGCUCAGAUGAUUACCUUUGGAGGCGCGCACGGCGGAAACAAUCCUCAUCAGUAUGGCCACGGGGCACAGCAAUCCAUCUCCCGACUGCCCCCAGCGUCAACUGGAGUGGGCAUUCCAGCUUCCGACACGAUGGCUGAGGUCUCUCGAGUACUCUCGAGCUGGAGCUUGGAGCGCUAAUGCGACCUUCCAGCCUCAUACGACGACACUCUGCAAAACAGACUUCCCGGAAACCACAUACACGUCUCUCCCCUGCAGCAUACUGUGACACCAAAUACGCAUACAAGCUGUC